Magnolia sinica is the source of this 3532-nucleotide messenger RNA. RefSeq lists its product as uncharacterized. Lineage: Eukaryota; Viridiplantae; Streptophyta; Magnoliopsida; Magnoliales; Magnoliaceae. The record is from RefSeq and is a predicted model, not a curated record. The transcript is spliced from 8 exons. Gene Ontology annotation, molecular function: protein binding. Bases 456 to 2726 code for a protein of 756 amino acids.
GGGCGUGGGUGGAAGAAAGAAAGAUAGAAAGAAAGACACGCAGCCAGGCAACAGCAGAAGAAGCAGAGAGGGCAGUACGCGCACCCAUCUCUCUCUCUACCCUCGAAAUCUCGUUUCUCGGGCCAUCCGUCACGUAAAUCGAGGCCGUUGCUUUUCUUUCUCUAAUUUAAUAUUUUUUAUUUUCGUUUCUCAUUUUCUCCCUAGACAUUGGACGCUUCUUCCAUCGGGAGAGAGGAGAGGAAACAGAGAAGGAAAACAAGAGAAGAAAAUUAAAAGAUUUUCCUUUGAAUUCGAGUCGAUUUGCGGAGCUGGAAAUCCCAAAUGGAUGAGGGCGUUUGUUGGGCCAGACGGUGUUUCGGUCCUUUUCAUGAAAACCCAGGCAUUUAGAGCAUUGAUUGAUCAGUGUUGAAAAAGCUUGGUUUGAGGUGGGUUUUCAUGGGGUUGAACUGGGAAGAAUGAUGGGAAUCAAUAGCGACAAUGACGAAGAUCGAUUCUUUGAUUCCAGAGAGGAAGUCACGUCUACAUCCGAUUCGGGUUCGGAUUGCAUCGACGGUUCAGAUUUGAAUUGGGUUUUCGGUAAAUUCCGUUUUGGGGUCUGGAUUGGAAAUCCUGACAGUGUCCAUGAACGCCGCAGUAAGUUCUUGGAAUGGACAGGGUUGGAUUUGGAUUUAGAUCGGAGUGAGAGCGAUAGUGAGAGCGAGAGGAAAGAGUCAGUUGAUCCGUUGUUUGAAACUUUCAUGGAUGUGGAUCGAAUUACGGAGACAAGUGGCGCCGUGUUGAGGAAUUCUGGUUUCGAAGAUGAGUUCUUGUCGAGUCGGUCUUCCAUGUCGAGCUGGUCCAGUGGUGCACCUGAUUUGUCCAGUAGCCAGGUUUUGGAGGAGGAUUUCGUGUGCAGAAUUAGGAACUUGGAUGAUGGGACAGAGUUUGUUGUUGAUGAAUUGGGCCAGGAUGGGACAUUGAGUAGAUUUCGUGAAGUGGGUUCAAAUCGAUUGUACACUGUCGACGAGUUUCAGAGGGUUAUUGGGUUGCCGCCUUUCAUUCAGCAGUUUAUGCAGAGAGAGGCUGUGGCAGCGAGUAAUUCGGUUGAGACAGUGAAGAGAAGGAAGAAAGGGUGGUUGAGGAGAUUGGGUGCCAUGGCUUGCCUUGUGGAUAGGCAAGAGGAUGAAGAAGGUCAAUUGAGGACCUGUGAUUUGGAUACCUGCACGAGGGUUGGCACUCACAGAGUUAGAGUUCGUUCCCAUAGGAAGCGGUCCAAGGAAUUCUCUGCUCUUUUUGUUGGCCAGGAGAUUCAAGCGCAUGUGGGUUCGAUCUUGACAAUGAAGUUUAGCACCGAUGGGCAGUACUUGGCAAGUGCUGGUGAAGACAGUGUGGUGCGUGUUUGGAAGGUGAUGGAGUGUGCAAGAACAGAUGAGGCUGACAUUCCCGAUGCAGAUCCUUCUUGCCUAUACUUUAGGGUGAAUAAUUCUUCUGAAUUGGUUCCUGUCUUUGGGGAUAAAGAGAAAAUGUGUAAAUUCAGGGGUUUGAGGAAAAUGUCGGAUUCAGCAUGCGUCAUUUUCCCCCCUAAAUUCUUCCGGAUAUCAGAAGAACCAUUGCAUGAAUUCCGCGGGCACAGUGGCAAUGUAUUGGAUCUUUCAUGGUCGAAGAAUAAGUUGCUGCUAUCAUCAUCGGAGGAUAAAACUGUCCGCCUGUGGCAAGUGGGACGUGACAGAUGCAUCAAAGUUUUUUCCCAUAAUAAUUAUGUGACAUGUGUUCAAUUCAAUCCAGCUGAUGAUAAUUACUUCAUCAGUGGCUCAAUUGAUGGAAAAGUCCGGAUUUGGUCCAUUCCUGGCUGCCAUGUUGUUGAUUGGAUCGAUGUGAAAGAGAUAGUCACAGCCGUGUGUUAUCAGCCCGAUGGCCAGGGUGGAAUUGUUGGCUCCAUGGGAGGCAUUUGCCGCUUUUACGAUGCAUCAGGUAAUCAUUUGCAGCUAUAUGCUCAGAUUUGCUUACAAGGUAAAAAGAAGUCUCCUUGCAGAAGGAUAACUGGCUUUCAGUUUUGUCCGAGCGAUCCUAGCAAAGUAAUGGUCACUUCUGCUGAUUCACAAGUCCGAAUCCUUGAUGGGGUCGAUGUCAUCUGCAAAUAUAGGGGAAUUCGGAGCUCUGGAGGUCAGAUGUCUGCAUCUUUCACUUCAGAUGGGAAGCAUAUUAUCUCCACGAGUGAGGAUUCUACUGUCUAUGUCUGGAGUCAUGAUAGCCUGCAUGGGCCCACAUCACGUCAGGUGAAGAGCAUCCGGUCUUGUGAACGCUUCUUCUCCAGCAAUGCAUCAGUUGCAAUACCUUGGUCUGGCAUGAAAUCGAAAGAUUCAGAUUCAUGUUCAUCUGGUACUCUUGAAUUCAAUCCUCACUGUUUCGGCGAUUCAACAGGAAAUUUUGAAAGCAGUUGUCAUUGGCACUCGGAUUCAUUACACAACGCCCUCUCAAUGUCGUCCCUUGACAGUUUCUCACUUGGCCAUGCUUUCUUCUCAGAGGCUAUUCCCAAGGGAUCUGCAACUUGGCCUGAGGAGAAGCUCCCUGCUUCAAGCUCGCUGUUCGUGCCUUCAUCUAUGUGUAAAUCCCAGUACAAGUUUCUCAAAGCUUCUUGCCAGAAUAUGGUUGUGUCCCCUCAUGCAUGGGGUUUGGUGAUCAUAACUGCUGGCUGGGAUGGACGGAUCAGAUCUUUUCACAAUUAUGGGCUAGCAGUUGGUUUCUGAGGCAGCAUUCUUGAGACAUCUGUAAGUGUCACUUUGUUUGGGCAUUUCAAUGCAUCUACACUGAAUUUUUUGUAUGGGCCUCAUUUGGCUGAGAUUAGAUGCUGCAAAUUUCUCACUAAUCUGGGCCAGUUCUUGCGGAAGAAGACAUCAUCAUGUGUCCAGCCACGUCAAGUUGGGAUGUGGGCAGAUACCACACGGCAUUAGGUGGCUUUCAGGAUUUUGCAGUGCCAACAGUCAUAGCGGGUCCUAGCUUACAUUAUUUGUGAGGUAUAGAUGAAUUUCAGUACAUUGGGUUGUAUUUUCAGUCCUUGUCGAGCUGGGGCAUCGGUCAAUACUUCCUGGCAGUUCUUGUCCUUGAAGAUCUCGUGUAGCACCAUCAGCCAUAGCAGAUCUAGAGGUUGAGCGACUUCUGUGGGCACGUGUUGUGUGGUUGAAAUUUGAGACAUCAGUGACUUCACUUGGGCCCACUGUAUAUUUCAGAGGCAGUACUAUAAUCAAGUCAGAUUGCAACAAGUGGCGACACUUCUGUAGUAAUGUUCACCAAUCGGAUAAUAUCGAGUGGUUAGCAAGUGUAUGGGGUUGUUUUGUUGGAUGAAAAGAUCCCAUUUUACUAUUCUUUUACUUAAUUCACUCAAGAGAUAUGUUCAUGGCAGCCUGCUCAAAAAAGAAAGAAGAGGCUCAUUUGUGGGAAAUAGACAUUGGAGCUGUGUGCAUAAUUCAGAUGUUUGUGGGCCCUCAAAGAGCUUUAAAAAAGAAAAAAAUAAAUAAAAUUUUGAGAGAACUUGUGAGAAUUUUUAUUCAUGGCA